UGCAGCCCAACCUUCGACAAUCAAAUCCAACUUCCAAUCCAAAUUCAACACUGUCUCUUUGGGAGCGAGAGCCCCUUUAUCCUAUUACUUAUUUACUCUACCAGCACUAAUGGCGCUCAACGCGCCUGCAGAUAGUGCAGGACCGUCAUCUCCACCGCCUCCGUUACCAGAGGGCUGGAUUGCCCAGUGGGAAGGUGUCUCGCGGAAAUGGUAUUUUGUCCAACGGACAACGGGGAAAUCUCAGUGGGAAAUCCCCACGGAGCCCGUUCUUACACCUUCGACCACUCCAACUUCCACCGGAACGGGUCCUUCACGAGCGCCAUCCUCUAGACCAGACAUGAAAUUCAAUCCUCGACCUGGAGAGUGGCCGGUAGCCACGAGUGCGGAUGAGGCAUACUAUCCGGGAGCAACGAAGGGGCCGGGACUUUCCGUAUGAGAAUACGCUCAUUGUGCCUGCGUAUUGAGUUGAUAUUAUUAGCUAGGGCUUGGAGCUGAUGCUGGGAAAUAGAGCUUCUUUAGCUCCUCACAAGGCAACGAUCCACUGGGCGGGUUAACACAGAUCACUCUGGGAAUGUUGGGCCGACUUGGAAACCACAACACGGCUACCGGACAGCAUGGCAUGAUGGCCCAACAAACCCAUACUCAAGUAAUUACACUCGGGACAAUGGAACACCUCUGCUGCUACAUGCACGAUUACUGACUGCGGUUGCCAGCAAAAUCCCUUUGGCUACUCCUCGGCUGUUCAGUCGGGACCUUACACGGGAGCGGCGCCUGAAUACCAUCCUCCUGGCCAAACCGCCCUCGGACAUAAUGUUGCUAGCGCAACGAGCACAGCUAUGCCAACUUCGUCCCAACCGAAUUCAGGACCGACCCAGCAGCUCGGUUCUGUCUCUCAAGGUGGUAUGCCGUCGCAGUUUGUCCAGCCUGUCCAACCUCUACAAUCGCAUGGUCAAUUCCAAAGUGCACCUACACCGCCGUCGGGGUUGGGCGCUCAGCAGCCUAAUGCAGCUCCUGCAACAACACAGGCUGCUAUGCCUCAAGUGUCAAGUAAUAUUUAUCAUCCAAGUCAGCCACAGUGGCAGGUCGGACAACCGCCUCCACCUCCCUUGUCGACCAAGCCGACCAAUAAUCAACAUGGCAUGGCAACCCCUGCAGGUUCAGCUGUGCAAGAUCCACUAAAUCAAAGUUAUCAUAGUCAAGUUCCCGCCGAAGGCUACGCACAACACCAGCAACAGAAUCUGGUACAGCGGCCAUUUGGCACGAAGCCCGCCGCCCAAAAUUUGAGCCAUUCGGCAAACACCAUUACCCAGCAGGCGCAUUAUUCCCCUGCUGGGCAAGCCUACCCUGGCAUUAAUGCAGCUGGCAAUUUACAACCUGCUACAGGAGUUCCGUACUCAGCGCACUUUCCGGCAUCACAGUAUGGCAUUCCGAACGGCAACCAAGGAUAUCCCAUGUCGCAGCCGGUCUUACAGCAGACAGUGGUCCCGUCACAAUCAGUAGGACUUCAUGACCAGAGCUUUCAAAAUACUCAUGGUCAGGGUUCCUCGAUACAACAAGGCACCAUAGGUGCUAGCUCCCAGUAUAUGGGGUUCAAUCCUGCGCAUCCAAAUCCAGGCCCUGCAUUCGCUGCCAGCAGCCAUGGCCAGACGGGUCCGAUGAACCUACCGACGAGUGUUGACCAUUACGGAAUGUCUUAUGUGCCAGUACAUGAACCUAACCAGCCAGGUUUACCGUGGGGGACUCAGAUCCCGCCAGAGAAGGUAGUUCCCUUUUCGCACGUCCCAUCAGUCGCCCAUGGGCCCGAUGGACAUAGUAUCACCCCUCCAAAUGGAGAAUCGCCUCAUAACUAUCCAAUGUUCCAGUCACAGCCCAGCCACAGUGUGGCACAGGCCGCGGUCCCUAGUCCUGCGUGGACUACGCAUUCUGGUAUGAUGGCGAGCCGCUCUGCUACGUCUGAUCCUCAGUUUGUCAGUGGUCCAUGGGCAGCUGGGAUUCCCUGAGCAUCUGCGAUGAUACAGUUACUAUCGUAUGAUCGACCUGAGAUGCGUCUGGAACUGGUUCGACCUAGUUUGUGAUCCCUUCUCGGGUUCAGUCGAGUUUUGUUUCGAAGGUAUAAACAGAAACGGUUGACAUAUUAAUUUGUGUUAUGAUUUACGCUUUUGUGAUGAUGACUUUCAUUUCAUGUCUGGGUUUAAAUUUAUGAGCGACUUUGUAGUACCUUGAAUGAACAUAUUCACUCUUCUGGUCUUUUGUGCAUUGGUUCAGUUCAGCCCAGAUGAAGUUUUCGACGUUCAUCUGAG
Molecule: messenger RNA, 2300 nt
Organism: Monascus purpureus
Lineage: Eukaryota; Fungi; Ascomycota; Eurotiomycetes; Eurotiales; Aspergillaceae
Source: the annotation of a GenBank genome assembly